This is a messenger RNA of Dothidotthia symphoricarpi CBS 119687, 928 nucleotides long. RefSeq lists its product as uncharacterized. The coding region runs from base 155 to 928 and encodes 257 amino acids. The record is from RefSeq and is a predicted model, not a curated record. The transcript has 4 exons. NCBI's taxonomy places the organism in Eukaryota, Fungi, Ascomycota, Dothideomycetes, Pleosporales, Dothidotthiaceae.
CGCGAAACAACUUUCCCCCAACACACAACGCGUCACGUUCCUCCUAUUUUACAUCUUCACGUCUAAACUACAUUGCAUCGCAGUGUAAUAUUGUUGGGUCUUUUUAUAUCAAGGUGGUUUAGAUAGCUUACUGAACACGCGGACUUGCGACAAGAUGACGAAGCGCAGCUCGGACGUGUAUCUGGCGAUGGGGGAUGAGGAGCUCGAUGAGCAGAUUGAAGAUAUGGCCGUCACGGAUAGCUGUGAUGUUGUUCGCCGCAAAAUCCGCACCUUCCUCGACAACGGCGAGAUGAAAGUCGGCGAGUUCCAGAAAGAAAUCGGCGUAAACUCCAAAGGCUACAGCAUGUUCAUGAACCAGAACGGGCGCGACAAAGGGUCCGGCUCGUCAGUGUACACAGCCGCAUGGGCGUUCUUCAAGAAACGGGAGCUCCGCGGCAUCAAGAUGAAGCCGAAUAAGAAGGUGAAGACUGCUGAUGAGGGCGAUGCUGUGCCGAGCGUGGAUGGCGUUGAGAUUGAGGGCGAGAAGGAGGACAAGGUGCCUGUUUUUGAUACGUGUGACGAGGUUCGCAGGAAAAUCAAUCUGCACCUCAAGAAGCCGGGUGUUACGCAGGCGGCCUUUCUUCGCGAGGUGGCGGCGCAGUAUCACACCACGCCACCGAAGAAGAUUCAGUCCAAGCAGCUGAACGAUUUUCGGAGCAAGCACGGGGCUUGGGAAGGCAACACAUCGAGCGUCUUCUAUGGCGCUUAUGUCUACUUUGAAAAACUUCGCAUUAAGGAAGGCAAGCCGAAGGGCAAGAAGAGAGAGGAGAUGGAGGGGAUCUGGGGUAAGGAGGGAGGUUUGGACACGAAGAGUAGGCGUGAGUAUUUCACGUGUCUAGCGGGUGAGAGACCGGUUAUGGAUGCUCAUGGCAGAGUGUCGUUUGGUUGA